AUGACCAUGAGUGUCGGUUGGGGACUUGAAUACCUCCACCAGAACUCUAUCCUUCAUCGAAAUCUCGCCGCUAAGAAGUGCCUGUACGACAGACAAUUUGUGAAGCUGAGCGGUUUCGGCACAGCCAGAAAAACCGGCACCUAUACAAUGAAGACGCCGAAAAAAGCGAACAUCAGAUGGAUGGCACCUGAAUCUGUCCAAUCCUUUCGAUUUACGCAGAAAUCCGAUGUUUAUGCUUAUGGACUUUUAAUUUACGAAAUAUUCGCCGUAAAAGAACCCUACGAAGGCCUCUCGAAUGAAGAAGCAAAACAGUUGAUCAUGGCCUGGAUGCAACUGUAUACUGGCAUGGAACUGCAGAUCGUUGGUGGUGCAACUAGCGUGACAGCAACAGUUCGUCAAAAAAUGGACAAUCUUCUUUCGAAAGACGUUGAACUCCAGUCGUUGCCAAACUUCAAAGAACCAGGUCCCGCAACACCUCAAAGGAGUAGUAAGAAGAAAAAGAAAAAUUGA
Molecule: messenger RNA, 510 nt
Organism: Cooperia oncophora
Lineage: Eukaryota; Metazoa; Nematoda; Chromadorea; Rhabditida; Trichostrongylidae
Source: the annotation of a GenBank genome assembly